AUGAGUACUAAAGUGCAGAAAUUGAUGACCCAACCCAUUAAUCUGAUGUUUAGAUUCUUGCAGAACAAAUCGCGCAUCCAAGUAUGGCUCUACGAGCAGGUGAACACGAGGAUUGAAGGCCGCAUCAUGGGCUUCGAUGAGUACAUGAACCUGGUAUUGGAUGACGCCGAGGAGUUGGAUGUGAAAAACCUCAAGCGUACGCCAUUAGGUCGCAUCUUGCUGAAGGGAGACACCAUCACGCUCAUGAUGGCCGUCGAUACGACCAACGGAUCCAACUAG
Molecule: messenger RNA, 279 nt
Organism: Peronospora farinosa
Lineage: Eukaryota; Oomycota; Peronosporomycetes; Peronosporales; Peronosporaceae
Source: the annotation of a GenBank genome assembly